This is a messenger RNA of Caenorhabditis sp. 36 PRJEB53466, 1493 nucleotides long. NCBI's taxonomy places the organism in Eukaryota, Metazoa, Nematoda, Chromadorea, Rhabditida, Rhabditidae. The record is from the annotation of a GenBank genome assembly.
AUGAGACCGUUUCUCUCGUGCUCCGUGUUCGUCAGACAAGUAUUCAGGUCAUUUUACACUUCGAAUCUCUCGUUUUCGACACAAACACCUGAAUACCCAGAACCAUGUUGUUUACAGAGGGUUUACUACUACUCACAGGAUGGCGGCUCAAAAGAUUCAUGGAGGAGACAUCGUCGAGAUGCAGGGUGACGAGAUGACCAGGAUUAUCUGGGACCUUAUCAAGGAGAAGCUCAUUCUCCCGUACGUCGACCUGAACGUCCACUUCUUCGACCUUGGAAUCGAGCACCGUGACGCCACCAACGACCAGGGUAAGUGAACGACAGACAAACCACGCUGUAGUCUUUAUCACACAAUUAUCUCUAUUCCAGUCACCAUCGAUGCCGCUAACGCGACUCUCAAGUACAACGUGGCCGUCAAGUGCGCCACCAUCACCCCGGAUGAGGCCCGCGUCGAAGAGUUCAAGCUCAAGAAAAUGUGGAAGUCGCCGAACGGAACCAUCCGUAAUAUCCUCGGAGGAACCGUCUUCCGCGAGCCAAUCAUCGUCAAGAACGUGCCACGUCUCGUCAACACCUGGUCCAAGCCAAUCAUAAUCGGCCGUCACGCUCACGCCGACCAGUACAAGGCCACUGACUUCGUCGUUCCAGGACCAGGAAAGCUGGAGAUCAAGUUCGUGUCUGCCGACGGAACCGAGACUAUCCAGGAGACGGUCUUCGACUUCAAGGGGCCGGGAGUUUCCCUCUCCAUGUACAACACCGACGACUCGAUCCGUGACUUCGCUCACGCUUCCUUCAAGUACGCUCUCCAGCGCAAGUUCCCACUCUACUUGUCCACCAAGAACACGAUCCUGAAGAAGUACGACGGACGCUUCAAGGACAUCUUCGCCGAGAUCUACCCCGAGUAUGAGGCUCAAUUCAAGGCCGCCGGAAUCUGGUACGAGCACCGUCUCAUCGACGAUAUGGUCGCCCAGGCCAUGAAGAGCGACGGAGGAUUCGUGUGGGCUUGCAAGAACUACGACGGAGAUGUCCAGUCAGACUCUGUCGCUCAGGGCUACGGAUCUCUCGGUCUGAUGACCUCGGUGUUGGUGUGCCCAGACGGAAAGACGGUCGAAGCUGAGGCCGCCCACGGAACUGUCACCCGUCACUACAGACAGCACCAGAAGGGACAGGAGACCUCCACCAACCCAAUCGGUAAAUUUAGAACGCAUUCAAUUCGACCAAGAAAUUCUAAUUUUCUCUCUUCCAGCUUCGAUCUACGCCUGGACCCGCGGAUUGUCUCACCGUGCCCAGCUUGACAGCAAUGCCGCCCUCGAGCGAUUCGCCAACAACCUCGAGGCCACUUGCAUCGAGACCAUGGAAGCCGGCUUCCUGACGAAGGAUCUCGCCAUCUGCGUGAAGGGAGGAAACGCCUCCGCCGUCGUCCGCUCCGAUUACCUGAACACCUUCGAAUUCCUCGACAAGCUGGCCGAGAACCUGGCCAAGAAGCAAGCCCAGUAG